AAAGAAGUCCUAGUUUCCUAACCUCUAAUUUGAGUUUUCCACGUGAAGAUAUAUGAACAUAUAAUACAUUACGAGUACUCCGAUAAAAGAAUUGUGCAAGAAAAAAAUGACUAGAUUUGCAAGAGCAAAAGGAUCCAAAGCUUCAAAUGAGAGAUUACCAAAUGAGGCUACACCAUGGAACGUAAUGAAACAGCAAAUAGAAGAGAACAAAAAUAAAUCUUUAGAAAAGAAAAAGUCAGCAAAGGAAUUAUUGAAAGAACAUGAAGACUUCUUUAAUGAUAGUACUAAUGAAAAUAUUCAGGAAUGGGCAGAAUUUGAAGAUAAUAGAUCCAAGUCUGAUAAAAGAAAACAUAAGAAUUCAAAUUCAAAAAGAAAUUUCGCGAAAAAUUCUGAAAAUAAUGUAAUUGAAACAGAUAAGAAGACAACUAAAUUUUCUAACAAAAAGAAAAAGAAGCAAGACAUCAAUAAUACAAUUUCGGUAUCUAGUGAACAAAAUUCUGCACAAGAAUUGAAUACUCCACAAGAUAUACAUUCGAAUUAUGUUGUAUUGAGCAAACGACAGAAACGGAAUCAGAAAAGGAAAUUAGAAAUAUCUAACGAUGGGUUUAAAAGAUUUAAGAAGGAUGUUUCUGGCAACAAUAUACACACAAGAGAAGGAAAACUUAAGAAAAAGAGAGAAUAUAAAAGAAGAAAGCCAGAUGCUGGUGUCACCAAAAUAAUAAUCAAUGGUGUAGAAACUGAAAUUGUCAUGUAUGAUAGAUUUCCUGUUAAAAAAGAAGAUGCAGAAAGAUUGGCAGAACUUAAACAAAAAAUGAUAAUGAAGGGUAUACCAAAAUCUGAAGUGGAUUUAGCGAUGAAGCUGGAAAGACGCAAGGCUGAGAAAGCUUUGGCACGGAUCAGAAAACUUGUUUGCUUCAAUUGUCGCAAAUCUGGACACAAUCUAUCUGAUUGUCCUGAGCUUGAUCGCAGUGAGGCCUGCACAGGCAUCUGUUUUAAAUGUGGUUCAACAGAACACACCCACUUUGAAUGCAAAGUUAACAAGGAUUCCAUCUAUAGAUACGCUAAGUGCUUCAUUUGCCGUGAGCAAGGUCAUAUUGCUAUGCAAUGUCCUGAUAAUCCCAAAGGAGUUUAUCCUCAUGGUGGUUGCUGCAAAAUUUGCGGAGCUGUGACACACUUAAAAAAGGAUUGUCCUGACUUAGUGAAUGCUAAGGAAGAUAAUAUCAUUACAGUGGAAAAAAUGGAUAAUUCUGCCAUAGAAUCUUUACAGGAAGAUACAAAAGAGAAAUAUGACAGUAAUAAACCAAAAAAUAAGAUAAUUAAAUUUUAGGCGAUGUACUCUUUCACAAUAUAUUUAUAUAUUAUC
Molecule: messenger RNA, 1363 nt
Organism: Acromyrmex echinatior (Panamanian leafcutter ant)
Lineage: Eukaryota; Metazoa; Arthropoda; Insecta; Hymenoptera; Formicidae
Cellular component (GO): nucleolus
Molecular function (GO): nucleic acid binding; zinc ion binding
Source: RefSeq, a predicted model, not a curated record